AAAUCCAAACUAGUUUCAUUUAAUCUAAGGAACUUUAGAGAGAGAGAGAGGAAGAAGAAGAAGAAGAAGCUGAGAGAACAGAGAAAACAGUCUCUCUCCUCUUCGGCCUUCUCUUCCACCUCCAAAAUCUCCUCUUCACCAAUUAGUCCAUUAAAGAUUGAUUUUAUUUUAUUUUUAUUGAGUAUAGAUUAGAUUAUUUAAGCAACUCGACAUUCUCCCAUACCUUUAGCAAACAUUCAUGAACAAUUGAGCAAAACAUCUGGAGUUUCAACAACCUUCUGAUUGUUCAUCCAAGGAUGAUGUUUCUUCCCAGUUCCACCACCAUUUUCCUGUUUUGUCUCUUUACCUCAUUGUCUCCUCCGUUUAUCAGCGCCGCCGCCUUCAACCUCACUCUCCCCCAUCAACACCCCUACCCUGAAGCUGUGGUUCACGAAGUUCAGAGGAGAGUUAAUGAAUCGGUUUCGAGGAGGGUCUUGGUGUCGACGACGGAGAAGGACCAAUGCCUGACCGGAAACCCCAUCGACGACUGCUGGCGGUGCGCAGGGGACUGGGCGAGCAACCGGCAGCGGCUGGCGGACUGCGGCAUUGGGUUCGGGCAAGCGGCGAUGGGCGGGAAAGGCGGCAAGAUCUACAUAGUCUCCGACUCCUCCGACGAGGACACGGUAGAGCCGAAGCCGGGGACGCUCCGGCACGCCGUGAUCCAAACGGAGCCCCUCUGGAUCAUCUUCGCCGCCGACAUGACCAUCAAGCUGAAGCACGAGCUCAUCUUCAACAGCUACAAGACCGUGGACGGGCGCGGCGCCAACGUCCACAUCACCGGCGGCGGCUGCAUUACCCUCCAGUACAUCAGCAACGUCAUCAUCCACAACGUGCACAUUUACAACUGUGUCCCCACCGGCAACACUAACAUACGCUCCAGCCCGACGCACGUCGGGUACAGAAGCAAGUCCGACGGUGACGCCAUCUCCAUAUUCGGGUCCAGGAAUAUCUGGAUCGACCACUGCGCUUUAUCUCAUUGUACCGACGGCUUAGUCGACGCCAUCAUGGGCUCCACCGCCAUCACCAUCUCAAACAGCUAUUUCUCCCACCACGAUGAGGUUAUGCUACUGGGACACGACGAUAAAUACUUGCCGGACUCCGGCAUGCAGGUAACAAUUGCUUUCAAUUACUUCGGGGAAGGAUUAGUGCAAAGGAUGCCGCGGUGCCGGCGGGGUUAUAUACACGUGGUGAACAACGAUUUCACGGAAUGGAAAAUGUAUGCUAUCGGCGGCAGCGCUAACCCCACCAUUAACAGCCAGGCCAACCGCUAUACUGCGCCGGCGGACGCUAGUGCUAAGGAGGUGACGAAGCGCGUGGAUACAAACGAGGGAGAGUGGAGUGACUGGAACUGGAGGACGGACGGGGACAUAAUGGUAAACGGAGCAUUCUUCGUGCCUUCCGGCGACGGCGCGCGCGUGACCGGGCAAUACGCAAAGGCCUCCAGCCUGGAGCCGAAGUCGGCGGAGCUCGUCGACCGGAUCACCAUGAACGCCGGUUGCCUCGGCGGAUCCAGGGACAACAACAUGUAUGGAGGGACAACUACCAGCACAAGCCAGUCGCACAGUAGUGGUGACGACUUCUUUGGGAUGAUAUUUGGGAGCGGCGCUAAAGCAUCGCCCCCUACCCCAACCACCACCAUCUUUUUGUCUGUUCUAAUUAUUUCAGUUUUGUACAUUUGCUCCAAUGGAGCUGGGCAAUUGUGACAAACAUUGUAAUUAUUGAUGUAAAAAAUCAAGAAAAAUAUUAUUGUCAUUUUGAAGAAGCAAUGAAAGGAAAUGCAAAUUUGCCUCA
Messenger RNA from Ipomoea nil (Japanese morning glory), 1830 nucleotides. Its product is annotated as probable pectate lyase 5. Bases 297 to 1742 code for a protein of 481 amino acids. The record is from RefSeq and is a predicted model, not a curated record. Lineage: Eukaryota; Viridiplantae; Streptophyta; Magnoliopsida; Solanales; Convolvulaceae. The transcript is spliced from 5 exons. Gene Ontology annotation, molecular function: pectate lyase activity.